CUACAUUACCCACAAUUCAGAUGCAUGUGCGAGAGCUGCAGAUGUCAUCAGCAUUGUACCGGUGGCGUGGGUUUCCCUUGUCAAAUCCUCUGUAAUAGUUUCUUCAGACUAAAACAUCACAUAGGACCGCAUCUGGCUUCACAAUGAGUGAGCGCAAGGGAACAGCGAAGUUGGAUUAUCUGAGGAAGAUCGAGAGAGAGAUCCAGGAGCAAUGGGAGAAGCAGAAGACAUUUGAAUGUGAUGCACCCACGACCAUUGGGGAAAGCACCAACAAAAACAAGUACUUUGUGACCUUCCCAUAUCCUUACAUGAAUGGCAGAUUGCAUCUUGGCCACACUUUCAGUAUGUCAAAAUGUGAGUUUGGUGUCGGUUACCAGCGCUUAAGAGGGAAGCAGUGUCUUUUCCCAUUCGGCUUGCACUGCACAGGAAUGCCCAUCAAGGCGUGUGCAGAUAAGCUGAAGAGGGAGAUGGAGGUCUAUGGAAACCCUCCUGUGUUCCCUGAUGAGGAGGAGAAGGAAGAGGAGAAGCCCGACUUCUCGGACGAGAUCAUUAUUAAGGAUAAGACCAAGGGCAAAAAGAGCAAAGCAGCAGCGAAAACCGGUACGGCCAAGUUCCAGUGGGACAUCAUGAGUUCUCUGGGUCUGACUGACUCUGAGAUUGUAAAGUUUGCCAAUGCUGAACACUGGCUGGAGUACUUUCCCCCCCUGGCUAUCAAAGACCUGAAGCAGAUGGGAGUUAAGGUGGACUGGAGGCGCUCCUUCAUCACCACUGACGUGAACCCCUUCUACGACUCCUUUGUCAGGUGGCAGUUCAUCACCCUGAAGGAGAGGAAAAAGAUUGCAUUUGGCAAACGAUAUACAAUCUACUCUCCCAAGGACGGACAGCCCUGCAUGGACCAUGACAGACAAACAGGAGAGGGAGUUGGACCCCAGGAAUACACUCUCAUCAAGAUGAAGGUUGUGGAGCCAUACCCCGCCAAAUUCAAAACAAAAGUAUUUUACAGCAGUGGCCUGAAGGGCAAGAACAUCUUCCUGGUGGCCGCCACCAUGAGGCCGGAGACUAUGUUCGGCCAGACCAACUGCUGGGUGCGGCCCGACAUGAAGUACGUGGCCUUCGAGACGGCCAACGGUGACGUGUUCAUCAGCACGGCCCGCGCCGCCCGCAACAUGUCCUACCAGGGCUUCACCAAGGACAACGGCGUGGUGCCCGUGCUCAUGGAGGUCCUGGGACAGGAUAUUCUGGGCUGUGCCCUCAGUGCCCCACUGACCUCCUAUAAAACCAUCUACGCUCUGCCCAUGCUAACCAUCAAGGAGGACAAGGGUACCGGCGUGGUGACCAGCGUACCAUCUGAUGCUCCCGAUGACAUUGCCGCACUCAGGGACAUCAAGAAGAAACAGGCCCUGAGGGAGAAGUACGGCAUUGAGGACAAGAUGGUGCUGCCUUUUGAGCCGAUCCCCAUCAUUGACAUCCCAGGCUUAGGCAGCCUCUCUGCUCCCCUGGUGUGUGAUGAGCUGAAGAUCCAGAGCCAGAACGACCGGGAGAAGCUGGCCGAGGCCAAGGAGAAGGUCUACCUCAAAGGGUUCUAUGAGGGGAUCAUGCUGGUGGAGGGCUACAAAGGUCAGAAGGUCCAGGACGUGAAGAAGCCCAUCCAGAAGAUGAUGGUGGAAAGGGGCGAGGCUGCGGUUUACAUGGAGCCUGAGAAGCAGAUCAUGUCUCGUUCGGGGGACCAGUGUGUGGUGGCUCUCUGUGAUCAGUGGUAUCUGGACUACGGUGAUGCAGAGUGGAAGGCACAGACCAACCAAGCUCUGAAGUCUUUGGAAACGUUCUGCGAAGAGACCCGGAAGAACUUUGAGGCCACGUUGGCUUGGCUUCAAGAGCAUGCCUGCUCACGUACCUACGGCCUCGGAACACGGCUACCAUGGGACCAGCAGUGGCUGAUUGAGUCUCUAUCGGACUCCACCAUCUACAUGGCCUACUACACCGUGGCGCACCUGCUCCAGGGAGGAGUCCUCAACGGGCAGGGAGCUUCCCCGCUGGGCAUUAAGCCAGAGCAGAUGACCCGGGGUGUGUGGGACUUCAUCUUCUUCAAGACGUCGCCCUUCCCUAAGACCUCCAUCCCCAAGGAGCACCUGCAGAAGCUGCGGCGGGAGUUUGAGUACUGGUACCCUGUCGACGUGCGCGUCUCAGGCAAGGACCUGGUGCCCAACCACCUGUCCUACUACCUGUACAACCACGUGGCCAUGUGGCCAAAGGACAGUGGGAAGUGGCCCCAGGCAGUGCGCGCCAACGGACACCUGCUGCUCAACUCUGAGAAGAUGUCCAAGUCCACCGGGAACUUCCUCACUCUCAGCGAAGCCAUCGACAAAUUCUCAGCAGAUGGCAUGCGUCUGGCCCUGGCGGACGCAGGGGACACGGUGGAGGACGCCAACUUUGUGGAGACCAUGGCGGACGCGGGCAUCCUGCGCCUGUACACCUGGGUGGAGUGGGUGAAGGAGAUGAUCGCCAACCAGAGCAGCCUGAGGACGGGCAACCCGGACACCUCCAAUGACCGAGUGUUCUCCAGCGAGAUGAACGCAGGUAUUCUGAAGACGGAGCAGCACUACGACAGGAUGAUGUACAAGGAGGCUCUGAAGAGUGGCUUCUUUGAGUUCCAGGCGGCCAAAGACAAGUACCGGGAGCUGGCCAUCGAGGGCAUGCACCGGGACCUGGUGUUCCGGUUCAUUGAGAUGCAGACCCUGCUCCUGGCCCCCAUCUGCCCACACCUCUGUGAAUACACCUGGAGCCUCCUGGCCAAGGGCGGCUCCCUGAUGAAGGCGUCCUGGCCUGCGGCGGGUCCAGUGGACGAGGUCCUGAUCCGCUCCUCUCAGUACCUGAUGGAGACCGCCCACGACCUCCGACUACGCUUCAAAGCCUACAUGCAGCCCCCCAAGAGCAAGAAGGGAGACUCCCGGCCUCCAGGCAGGCCGUCUCACUGUACCAUCUAUGUGGCCAAGAGCUACCCGCCAUGGCAGCACUGUGCCCUGUCCCUGCUGGGGAGGCACUACAAGGAAAACAAGGGGGUCCUCCCUGACAACAAGGUGAUCUCCGUCGAGCUCGGGGCAAUGCCGGAGGUGAAGAAGUACAUGAAGAGAGUCAUGCCCUUCGUGGUCAUGAUCAAGGAGAACCUGGAGAAGAUGGGCCCGCGGGUGCUGGACCUGGAGCUGGAGUUUGAUGAGCGCAACGUGCUGACGGAGAACCUGGUCUACCUCACCAACUCCCUGGAGUUGGACAAGAUUGACGUUGUCUUUGCAUCAGAGGGGGACGACAAAGUCAAGGAGGACUGUUGCCCAGGGAAACCCUUCAGCAUUUUCCGAACAGAGCCCGGUGUGUCCGUGUCCAUGGUGAACCCCCAGCCGUCCAACGGGCUGUUCUCCACCAGCCUGGACAUCAGACAGGGAGACACCAGGGACAGCGUGGUCCGGCGGCUCGCCAAGAUCAACAAACUCAUCAAAGAUCUGUCCCGGGUGAAGCUGAUGCGCUACGAGGACCCCCUGCUGGGGCCCCGGCGGGUCCCCAUCCUGGGCCGCGAGGAGCAGGGCAAGCUGGCCCUCUCCGACAAGUCCACCUUCAGCGUGGACCUGGGGGAGGGACGGGUCACUGUGGCCGACAACGGCCUCUCUGUGGACAUAGGGGACACUCUGGUGUACCUGGUUCAGUAGACACACACACACACACACACACACACACACACACACACACACACACACACACACACACACACACACCCCCCUACCUACCUUUAUAUUUGGGGCGGGGUGAAGCAUCAGCAAUCGAUUUUGAAAUACUGCAUUUUAAUUGGUAGUUUUGAGCCAGCACCAUAUACAACUGACCCAUUCACUCUUACCCCAUAUAAGUGUUCAUGGUGCUCGCAAUCAUGGGCUGUCUUCGGGAUGGGUGAUUCUGUUUUCCAUGCAUGUUUUUCACCCAUUCUGCCCGGUGAACAUUGGUUUCGGUAUUCGACCGCCAUAUCUUUUUGUCAUGUGACUGCUGGUUGUGUAUGGCGUGUGCACAUUGGUGUGUCGACGGGGUGAGCAGGUCCUAGCUGACCGCUUCAUGAGCUUCCUGUUACAAAACCGACGGCUGGUCCACGGCACACCAGGUGUCCAGGUGGUUCUCUCCCAACGGUUCGAUUUCACAGAGAACCGCAGAAGAUCGGUUCUAUUAACGACAUUCGUCAUGGUGAACGUGUGUGUGUGAGGGUGCGGCACCCGCAAUCUGUUCAUGGGUGGAGCCCCCCCUCGAUGUGUAAUGAGGCAGACGCGUGGAGCGAAAGGGACACUCGUACCACGGACGGCUGCAUUGUGUCUUAAGAUCAGACAACGAUGUGGGAGAAGAUAAAUAUAGAAAACCGUAGCGUUCAAAGAACUCUUUGUUCCAUCAGGUUUUUGAGCAUUGCAAACCAUUCAUGUCAGGGUCUGUGUAUUUGUGUGCGCGUGUGUGUGUGCACGACCAGGGGAGAAUCCUUGUGCUCUCUUGAAUGCAUCCUAUGGCUUAUAAUGUUUUUUUUUUUUUUUUUUACAUCCAAUUUAUCAUGAAAGGAGGCUUCGUCAAAUGGCGGUUUUCUAACUGUUAUUAGACUUGUUCUUUUCCUAUGAAACGGUGACAAUAAUAAUAAAAUAAAUCUUCAAAUAUUCACGUGGUUUCUUUUGUUCGGCAAAGGAGAAAGAUUAGCACAGGCAAUGUCACCGGUUGUUUGUCCAGCAGGGUGCGUCUGUCCCAGUACUGACGUCUCACAAGCCGACGCCCUGAUGCACGCAGUCGUGGUGCGAUGUAUGCAUGUAUAUGUCCUUUAUUUAUCUUAAAGGGUUAGGCCUACUAGUAAUAUUAAUUUGUCGGGAAACCAAAACCACAUAAUUAUAGUAAGGUUUAGAAAUGAAUUACUGAACGUGUGUGUGUGUGUGUGUGUGUGUGUGUGUGUGUGUGUGUGUGUGUGUGUGUGUGUGUGUGUGUGUGUGUGUGUGUGUGUGUGUGUGUGUGUGUGUGUGUGUGUGUGUGUGUGUGUGUGUGUGUGUGUGAUAUGUGCAUUGUGUUAGGCAAGCGCCUCCAUAUAAAAAAACAAAAUUUAUCCAAAAAACGGAUGAUACUUAGUUCAGGGAUGUGAACUGAUACCUCUUCACGACGUAAUGAACCUUCUUGAGGAGGUGUGUGUGGGAGACGCACCCUCAUCGCACCCCAACUCUCCCUCGCUUACAUUUGAGAGACACCUCCCCCUAUGUGUGUGUGAGAGAUGAAUGGAUAAAUGAUGGUCUUCCAUAGUGUAUGUUGUUUAAGCCUCGUUUAGACACGGCCUCAUUGACAACCCCUUUCUGUGUGUGUGUUUGCCGUUGUACCUGGCAGACCUCCCUGCUGCUCCUCGGGACAACAGGGUGGUACAUGCAGGCUUCCUCUUGCGUCAGCGCAUCGGCAUGCGUCGCUGUGGCGGCGGCGCGGGGAAGUGUUUAUCUCCACUGAACAGCCCUUCUCAGCCGUCACACGACCGCUUUAUCUCCCCCGUCACAAACCACCUCGGUGGGGAGUUCUCCCUACUACCGCUAACCACACACACACACACACACACACACACACACACACACACACACACACACACAGACAUACACACACAGCCGCCGCCGUCCCUCCUAUUCUGUCUCUCUCCCCGAUAUACUCCCUGUUACACUAACCCCUCCUCGCGUCCUGGCUUGCCACACACACACACACACACACACACACACACACACACACACACACACACACACACACACACACACACACACACACACACACACACACACACACACACACACACACACACACA
This is a messenger RNA of Gadus macrocephalus (Pacific cod), 5833 nucleotides long. RefSeq names its product leucyl-tRNA synthetase 1b (gene lars1b). The coding region runs from base 144 to 3698 and encodes 1184 amino acids. Gene Ontology annotation, molecular function: ATP binding; aminoacyl-tRNA deacylase activity; leucine-tRNA ligase activity. Gene Ontology annotation, biological process: leucyl-tRNA aminoacylation. The transcript is spliced from 32 exons. Lineage: Eukaryota; Metazoa; Chordata; Actinopteri; Gadiformes; Gadidae. The record is from RefSeq and is a predicted model, not a curated record.